GGUUCUUCCUCCUCCCGCGUGUCUCCCCCUCCUCCCCUGUCCCUUCUCCUCCCUGUCCCUCCUCCCUUCCCUGACCCUCAGGGCGCUGGAGACCGCCCCCCAUCCCCUGAUCAGCUACACAUUUUACAACCAGUGCACUUAGGUUGGGGAGGGGUCUGUGGUGCGUCGGUGGGGCCCACGUCCCCCUCCCAACUUCUUGGAAUCAGCGACCCGCGCUGGCCUGGCUGCCGGGCUUAAGCCCUCCGGGACCAAAGACACAAGCUCGAGUUUCCUUUGAGAAAAGAAAGCGGCCAAGAAUGUGGGGGAGAAACUCCCCUGUAAUUAGGAUCUCCAGAAUGUUAUGGAACAGUUCAAUCCUGGGCUUCGAAAUUUGAUAAACCUAGGGAAAAAUUAUGAGAAAGCCGUAAAUGCUAUGAUCCUGGCAGGAAAAGCCUACUAUGACGGAGUGGCCAAGAUUGGUGAGAUUGCCACCGGGUCCCCCGUGUCGACUGAACUGGGCCAUGUCCUCAUAGAGAUUUCAAGCACCCACAAGAAACUCAACGAGAGUCUUGAUGAAAAUUUUAAAAAAUUCCACAAAGAGAUUAUCCAUGAGCUAGAGAAGAAGAUAGAACUUGACGUGAAAUAUAUGAAUGCAACUCUAAAAAGAUACCAAACAGAACACAAGAAUAAAUUGGAGUCUUUGGAGAAAUCCCAAGCUGAGUUGAAGAAGAUCAGAAGGAAAGGCCAAGGAGGACGAAACGCACUCAAAUAUGAACACAAAGAAAUUGAGUACGUGGAGACCGUUACUUCUCGUCAGAGUGAAAUCCAGAAAUUUAUUGCAGAUGGUUGCAAAGAAGCUCUGCUUGAAGAGAAGAGGCGCUUCUGCUUUCUGGUUGACAAGCACUGCAGCUUCGCAAACCACAUACAUUAUUAUCACUUACAGUCUGCAGAACUACUGAAUUCCAAGCUGCCUCGGUGGCAGGAGACCUGCGUUGACGCCAUCAAAGUGCCAGAGAAAAUCAUGAAUAUGAUCGAAGAAAUAAAGACCCCAGGCUCUACCCCCGUGUCCGGAACACCUCAGCCUUCGCCUAUGAUCGAGAGAAGCAAUGUGGUUAGGAAAGAUUACGACACCCUUUCUAAAUGCUCACCAAAGAUGCCCCCCGCUCCUUCAGGCCGAGCGUACACCAGUCCUUUGAUCGAUAUGUUUAAUAACCCAGCAACGGCCACACCAAAAUCAGAAAGGAUAAAUAAUUCAACAGAUACUUCCGAAGAUCCCAGUUUACAACGAUCAGUUUCGGUUGCAACUGGACUGAACAUGAUGAAAAAGCAGAAAGUGAAGACCAUCUUCCCGCACACUGCGGGCGCCAACAAGACCUUACUCAGCUUUGCACAGGGAGACGUCAUCACGCUGCUCAUCCCCGAGGAGAAGGAUGGCUGGCUGUACGGAGAACAUGAUACGUCCAAGGCGAGGGGCUGGUUCCCGUCGUCAUACACGAAGUUGCUAGAAGAAAGUGAGACGGAAGCAAUGACUGUGCCCACACCAAGCCCCGCGCCGGUGAGAAGCAUCAGCACCGUGAACUUGUCUGAGAGCAGCAGUGUUGUCAUCCCCCCACCCGACUACCUGGAAUGCUUGUCCAUGGGGGCAGCUGCCGACAAGAGGGCAGACCAGGCCAGAACUACAUCCACCUUCAAGUCGCCGGCGUCCAAGCCAGAGACCGUGGAUCCUAAUGAUGCCAACGGGACUGCGAAGCCACCUUUUCUCAGUGGAGAAAACCCCUUUGCCACUGUGAAGCUCCGCCCGACCGUGACAAAUGAUCGCUCAGCGCCCAUCAUUCGAUGAGAAGACAGCCAAGGACUCUCCGGGGCCUCUCCUGUUCUCCCUUUUGGAAUGAUGGGCACGUCCUGUCUGCCUCGUGCUGUCGGGAAGCUUCAAAGGAGGAGCCUGACUGAGCAAAUCAUGCUUCUGUUUCACAUAGUUGGGUUGACACGUUUCUGCCUUUAAGAUAACUGAGUAAUAGUCUAAUGACCAACUCAAUCAUUUAAAAUAUUUUCUUUUUAUUCUGUUCAAGAAGCAAUGAGCAUGGUUUCAAUCUUUACUGUAUUUUUUUAAUGAAUUUUUUUCCUUAAUAAAGCCAGAAUAAGGGAUAGUCUA
Molecule: messenger RNA, 2131 nt
Organism: Sapajus apella (tufted capuchin)
Lineage: Eukaryota; Metazoa; Chordata; Mammalia; Primates; Cebidae
Gene: BAIAP2L1
Product: BAR/IMD domain containing adaptor protein 2 like 1
Exons: 14
Coding region: 341-1819 (492 amino acids)
Biological process (GO): plasma membrane organization; positive regulation of actin filament polymerization; actin filament bundle assembly
Cellular component (GO): nucleoplasm; cytosol
Molecular function (GO): protein binding
Source: RefSeq, a predicted model, not a curated record